GUUCCACAGCAUGACAGCCUCUCUCAGGAUGCGUGCUGCGGGAGCGGGUCCCAGCGGUCACAGCGGCACGGCUCAGUGCCACUCUCUUCCCCUGCACACAGCCCUCCAGAAGGUGGUUGGGUGGGCUGGGGACCCAGAGUGGGUAAAGGAUGGGGGUCCUGGCCACCACACGCCUGGACUGGUCAUGCCAGCCCCCUGAUCCUCCCCUAGGUUUGUUUUCCACACCACAACCUGCCAAAAUCUGAAGCACAGCCACAUCUCUGCCCUGCCCAGCAAGUCAUGGGGCAAUAUCGGCGUCUUUAAGAGUUUACAGAACAUAAUGUGCAUCUUGCGGCGGGCAGGCACAGGCGGGAGGCGUGGCAGGGCAGUGGGGGAAACCUGUAGAUCAUGUCUGAAAUAAGCACGUCUUGUGACACCCCAGCUGACCUCAGCCACCCACAGGAAGCACAGGGACAGCCUCCCUGGUGGGAUCUGCCUGGUUCCGCAACCCCCCUUCAAGUGUGUUUUGCUCUUGGCCACGGCUUCUCCAGCAUCCCUGCCACCACCACACCGUGGGACAUGGCUGCCCGGAGAGUAGCUAUCAUCGGUGCCGGUGCCUCUGGCCUGUGCACCCUGAAAUGCUGCCUGGAUGAGGGGCUGGAGCCUACCUGCUUUGAGAGGAGCAAGGACAUCGGGGGGCUCUGGCGCUUCGAGGAGCACCCCGAGGACGGCCGUGCCAGCAUCUACCGCUCCGUCAUCAUCAACACCUCCAAGGAGAUGAUGUGCUUCAGUGACUUCCCCAUCCCUGAGGACUUCCCCAACUACAUGCACAACUCCAAGAUCAUGGAGUACUUCCGCAUGUACGCCCAGCACUUCGACCUGCUCCGCCACAUCCGCUUCAGGACCAGCGUGUGCCGCGUGUCCAAGCGCCCCGACUUCGCCAGCAGCGGGCAGUGGGAGGUGGUGACGGAGAGCGAGGGGAAGCAGGAGGCAGCUGUCUUCGACGCCGUGCUGGUGUGCAGUGGGCACCACACCGACGCACACCUCCCGCUCAGCUCCUUCCCAGGGCUGGAAAAGUUUGAGGGCUGGUACCUGCACAGCCGGGACUACAAGAGCCCUCAGCCCUUUUUGGGAAAGCAGGUGGUUGUGGUUGGCAUCGGGAAUUCAGGCAUCGAUAUCGCAGUGGAGCUGAGCCACUCAGCCAAGCAGGUUUUUCUCAGCACCAAGCGUGGGUCCUGGGUGCUGCACCGGGUGGCAGAGAGUGGGUACCCCUCUGACUUCAGCUACAUGAGUCGCUUCACGCAGCUCCUCCAGUACCUGCUGCCUCCAAAUGUCAUCAAUUUUUUCAUGGAGAGGAAGCUGAAUGCCCGCUUUGACCACACACUCUAUGGCCUAAAGCCCAAGCACCGGGUCUUUGACCAGCACCCGACCGUCAAUGAUGACCUGCCCAACCGCAUCAUUUCAGGCAGGGUGCGGGUGAAGCCAAACAUCCAGGAGUUCACAGAGACAUCUGCCAUCUUUGAGGAUGGCACCAGGGAAGAUGUCGAUGCUGUGGUCUUUGCCACAGGAUACAGCUUCUCCUUCCCAUUCCUUGAGGGGUUCAAGGUGGUGGAGAAUCAGAUCCCUCUCUACAAAUUCAUGUUCCCUCCUGACCUAGAGAAGCCGACGCUGGCUUUCAUUGGCUUCAUCCAGCCCCUGGGUGCCAUCAUGCCCAUCUCUGAGCUCCAGUGUCGCUGGGCCACCCGUGUCUUCAAGGGGCUGCAGGGCCUGCCACCGCCCGCCGACAUGCUGGCUGAAAUCACACAAACCAAGGAGAGAAUGGCUCAGCGGUACGUGAAGAGCCGGCGGCACACCAUCCAGGUGGAUUACAUCCCGUACAUGGACGAGCUCGCCUGCCAGCUGGGGGUCAAGCCCAACGUGCUCACCCUGUUCCUCACGGACCCCAAGCUGGCGCUGGAGGUGGUCUUUGGGCCCUGCACGCCGUACCAGUACCGGCUGCGGGGCCCAGGCGCGUGGGCGGGCGCCAGGGAGGCCAUCCUGACCCAGCAGCAGCGCGUGGUCAGGGCCCUGCAGCCUCGGGCCAGCGGUCGCCCUGCCCGCUCCAGCGCCGUGCCCCACGUCCUCACGGUGCUCUUCAGCAUCGGCAUGAUUGUGGCCACCCUCGUCUAUGUCUCGCUCUCUCCUUAGCCUGAAGUGAAGGAGAUAGCGGGUCCUCCCGGCAAUUUUCUCCUUUUCCCUUGGGCUAUGUCUGUUGUCUCUCGCUAGGUGUGCUGGAGCACGGACGGAGUCGUUCGAUCAAGGUGCAGCCUGGUCUGUUGCACCUUCCCGCUGUGGUACCACCAAGUCUGCUCUGAGAACAGGGAUCACUCCCCUUCUCUAAAUCCUGGCCCGGCAGCCGCACGAGCUCUGUCUAUGGGUUAGGUCACAGAGGUGGUGGGGAAACUGGGAACGUGCCCAAGCGGGGCUCCUCGGGAAAGGGCAGUAAAGCUUGUCCCGCCACAGUG
Molecule: messenger RNA, 2483 nt
Organism: Corvus hawaiiensis (hawaiian crow)
Lineage: Eukaryota; Metazoa; Chordata; Aves; Passeriformes; Corvidae
Product: flavin-containing monooxygenase 5-like
Exons: 8
Coding region: 388-2166 (592 amino acids)
Molecular function (GO): flavin adenine dinucleotide binding; N,N-dimethylaniline monooxygenase activity; NADP binding
Source: RefSeq, a predicted model, not a curated record